Oryza sativa Japonica Group (Japanese rice) is the source of this 1269-nucleotide messenger RNA. NCBI's taxonomy places the organism in Eukaryota, Viridiplantae, Streptophyta, Magnoliopsida, Poales, Poaceae. The record is from RefSeq and is a predicted model, not a curated record.
AUGUGUGGCCGGGUGGCCCUCAUGCGCCCCUCAUGCGAGUCAGGCGAGGCAUCGAUCGGAGACGAAGAGAAAGGCUGGAUCUGGAAGAGUGGAAGGGACGCGACUCGGACGCUUGAAAUGGAGGAGACCAAGUGGACAUACAUGUACAACCUGAUCCGACGCGCGCACAGAGACGAAGAUGUCCAGAUCAAGGUGACCGAGUACCUCAGAUGUAUCGAGCGGAGUUCAUCAACAAUCUGGCAGCGCUACGGCCGUCAGGAGGAUAAAAAUUUGAAUACAAAGGAAAUGGUGGAGGUGAUGGUGCUGGACGGCCUCUUCAUCAUCGAAGUGCUGAUUAGGCACUGGAUUAAUAAUGGGAAGAUAAAAACAGACCAGUCGGUCUAUCCGGAGGCGGAAGGUCCGCAAGUUCCACCGAAGGUCAAGUUGGAGCCGCACGCACUUCGUUUGGACCUCGUAAUCCUUUCAAACCAGAUCCCCUUCUUCGUGCUGGAGGAUCUGUUCACGAUGACCCCCCGCGUCCCCGAACUCAGGGAUACAAAGCUCAAGGUAUUAAUACUCUACUAUCUCUUCGGCAGUGUAGGUGAUGGUGAACUGGUCUGUGACGAAAGCUCCGUAUACCAUAUACUGCAUCUGGUGUAUAAAUACCUAACGUUUUCCAAGGAACAAGCUUUGCCCGAGACGCCGGUUCCACGGCUAUCGUUGGUAGGCAGGGCCAUGAACAUGUUGAAGAAGAAGCGUAUAGAUCUCUACGCAUUUUGUAAGCGGACGUUCUCGCGUUCCUCUACCAAACCUGUGAACUGGCUAUCCUGGAAGGAGAUCCCGCCGUUGAAAGAACUCGUCCGAGUUGGCGUGAGGCUAAAGCAGGCGGAGACCUACCGGUUUACAGAAGUAAAGUUCAAGGACGGGAAGCUAGAGAUUCCGGCUUUUACGUGCCGGCUUUACGACGCCCGGCUGCUCGCCAACCUCGUGUUCCUGGAGAUGUGUGGGUGGUGGCCGCGCGAGGAGCGGCUCUUCUGCAGCUAUGUCAUGUUCAUGGCAGAGCUCAUCUCGGAUAAGAAAGAUUUUGCCCUGCUCUUUAAGAAGGGCAUCGUCCACGGGAACAGCUACAAGGAAAACUUUGGGGACCUCUUCAUGGACUCGAUUGUGAAGCUUGCAGAAGUCGGACAGGGUUCCAUCAACGUGCCCCAUUUUUCAGACCUCAUUGCCGACACGGUCCAUUGCUACCUGCGCUGGACCAAAGAAGGUAACUGCCGGCGUAGAAGAGACUAA